Molecule: messenger RNA, 649 nt
Organism: Arvicola amphibius (Eurasian water vole)
Lineage: Eukaryota; Metazoa; Chordata; Mammalia; Rodentia; Cricetidae
Product: platelet-activating factor acetylhydrolase IB subunit alpha1-like
Exons: 1
Coding region: 77-649 (190 amino acids)
Source: RefSeq, a predicted model, not a curated record
AUGAUCUCCUCCCCCGAGGAAGUGCGCUAGAUUGUCCCUGCUCCUUGUUGCCUUUGCAGGGGCUGAGGUUUUGAGAAUGAGCGGGGACAAGAAUCCGGCCAGCAAGCCCACGCCAGUGCAGGACGUGCAGGGCGACGGGCGCUGGAUGUCUCUGCACCAACGUUUCGUGGCAGACAGCAAAGACAAGGAAGCAGAAGUCGUCUUCAUUGGGGACUCCUUGGUCCAGCUAAUGCACCAGUGUGAGAUCUGGCGGGAGCUCUUCUCUCCUCUGCACGCACUUAACUUUGGCAUUGGUGGAGAUAGCACACAGCAUGUACUCUGGCGGCUGGAGAAUGGGGAGCUGGAACACAUCCGGCCCAAGGGCCUGCUUCCGAGGGGCCAGCACCCCAACCCACUUCGGGAGAAAAACCGACAGGUAAACGAGCUGGUGCGAGCAGCAUUAGCAGGCCACCCCCGAGCCCACUUCUUAGAUGCAGACCCCGGCUUUGUACAUUCUGACGGCACCAUAAGCCACCAUGACAUGUAUGAUUACCUACAUCUGAGCCACUUGGGGUACACACCUGUUUGCCGGGCUCUGCACUCCUUGCUUCUUCGUCUCCUGGCCCAAGACCAGGGUCAAGGCAUCCCUCUGCCAGAGACCACACCCUAA